AUGAGAAGUAAGGUUCAUUACCUCGCUAUGAUAUUCCUCGUGCUGGUUUUGCUUCCCAUCGUUGUGGAAGCGGUCAAACGUCCCGAUUACAGCAAAUUUCCCCGCAUCACCCCUGCACAAUAUCGUGAUGGCCAUCAGUACUAUAUCGAAGUAGACAACAUCGCGGAGAAAUUCAUCUUCAAACCAAUAGCCGUAUUGUUGGUCGACAUUUUUUCGACUGUAGUUGAAUGA
Molecule: messenger RNA, 231 nt
Organism: Strongylus vulgaris
Lineage: Eukaryota; Metazoa; Nematoda; Chromadorea; Rhabditida; Strongylidae
Source: the annotation of a GenBank genome assembly